AAGGUUUGUUAUUGCUUUCUUCCCAGCCCUUUUGUUUUAUAUUAUUAUGUCAUGAAAAUUAUUAUUACUUGAAGCACAUCUUUCAGAUCAUAUGAGUAUGAUGUUCACAUGUUUAUUUGUUGUUAAUGUGCAAUAUUUUAUUUCAGUAGGGUCGUAAUGGAUAAGAGUUGGAUGCAUAAACCAAGGUCUACAAAAGUAUAUAAAAAUGGGUUAAACCAAUUUCUAGACAUGGCUUUUGCUAAUGUAUCUCUCAAUGGAAAAAUUAUAUGUCCGUGCAAAUACUGUAAAAAUGCAAAAUGGGCAAGUAGAGAGAUAGCAAAAGAGCAUCUUCUUGUAGAUGGAUUUAUUAAAGGUUAUACGCAUUGGGUUAUACACGGGGAAGAUACAUCAUCUAGUCAAACUAGAUUUGAUAAUUUUGAUCAAUCUGAUAUGUUCGAUGAUAUGGAUGAUUUGGUACAUGAUGCUUUUGGGAUUAAAGGUCCAGAUGAAAGCACGAGAGAAGAACCUAAUGAACAAGCUAAAACUUUUUACAAGUUACUAGGUGAUGCCCAGCAAGAAUUAUAUCCUGGGUGUAAGAAGUUUUCAAAACUUGCAUUUAUUCUACGAUUAUUUCACUUGAAAUGCAUGGGUAAAUGGUCUAACAAAACAUUUACACUGCUACUUGAGUUGUUGAAAGAGGCUUUUCCUGAUGUGACUGAGUCUUUGCCUAAGUCUUAUUAUGAAAUGCAAAAGAUUAUUGGGGCAUUAGGACUCUCUUGCAUCAAGAUUGAUUCGUGUCCUAAUGAUUGCAUGUUAUACUGGAAAAAACAUGAAAAUGACACCUUUUGUCAUAUUUGUAACACACCAAGAUAUAAGCAAAGUCAAAAUGAUGUACCUGAUGAAGAAGCUUCAUCUGUGAAGCCUAAAAAAAUUGCAACUAAGGUGUUGAGAUAUUUUCCCCUUACACCUAGGCUUCAGAGAAUCUUUAUGUCAUCUAAGACAGCAUCUUUAAUGAGAUGGCACAAAGAAGAAUGCACUAAGGAUGGAUGCAUGAGACAUCCUAGCGAUUCUCCUGUGUGGCAUGCCUUUGAUCGUCAACAUAAAGAAUUUGCAAAAGAUUCCCGAAAUGUAAGACUUGGUCUAGCUUCAGACGGAUUCAGUCCAUUUAAAACUUUAAGUGUCACUCACAGUACAUGGCCUGUGAUAGUGACCCCAUAUAACAUACCUCCAUGGAUGUGCAUGAAAGAGCCAUUUUUCUUUUUGACUCUACUUAUACCUGGUCCAUCAUCUCCUGGGAAUAACAUUGAUGUGUACUUACAACCUUUGGUAGAAGAACUAAAGGAAUUGUGGAAUGGGGUCGAAACAUAUGAUGCAUCAAGCAAGAAAAAUUUUAAUAUGCGUGUCUCUUUAUUGUGGACCAUUAAUGAUUUUCCGGCAUAUGCAAAUUUAUCUGGUUGGAGUACGAAAGGGGAACUAGCUUGUCCAAUGUGCCAUAAAGACACAUGGUCUAAAUACUUAUAUCGAAGUCGAAAGCAGUGUUACAUGGGUCAUCGUAGAUUUUUAAGCUCUAAUCAUCCUUAUAGAAAAGAUGCUAAUUCUUUUGAUGGCAAAGAGGAGCAUGGCACACCACCUUUACCUUUAACAGGGGAUAAAAUACUUGAGGACUUAGGUGAGUUAAAUGUGAAAUUCGGGAAGAAAGUGAAUGAUAAUCCUACUCUUCCUUACAACUGGAAAAAAAGAAGUAUAUUCUUUAACUUGCCGUAUUGGAAAGAUAUCAUACUGCGUCACAACUUGGACGUAAUGCAUAUAGAGAAAAACGUUUGCGAUAAUGUACUUGGUACUUUACUAAAUUUGGAAGGAAAAACAAAGGACCAUGAAAACUCUCGUCUGGAUUUAAAAGAUAUGGGAAUAAGACAUGCACUUCAUCCUACUAUUCUUGAAUCUGGAAGAAAGUAUUUGCCUGCUGCAUCUUUUUCAAUGAGCAAAAAGGAGAAAGAAGUAUUUUUUUGAGAUCCUACAGAAUGUUAAAGUUCCAGAUGGAUAUGCUUCCAAUAUUUCCAAGCGUGUGCAAGCUAAACCAUUUAAACUCUCCGGUCUAAAAAGCCAUGACAAUCAUAUACUGAUGCAACAAUUGCUUCCGAUUAGUUUGCGUAAACUUUUACCGAAGCACGUUCGAACACCUUUGAUUAACUUGUGCACCUUUUUUAGAGAGUUGUGUUCUAAAGUUCUUAAUCCCCAAGAUUUAAUUCGUUUGGAAGAAGAAAUUUCCAAUAUUCUUUGUGAGUUGGAAAAAAUAUUCCCCCCAUCUUUUUUUGAUGUCAUGGUUCAUUUAACAAUACAUUUGGCAUAUGAGGCUCGACUUGGAGGACCAGUACAAUACCGUUGGAUGUAUCCUAUUCAAAGGUAAUUUUUAUUUAUUUUCUUGAUUAAUUUGUACUAAAAAAUAAUUAAUUUUAUUAUGUAUUUCAACUACAGGUAUUUAUCGACAUUAAAAUCAUAUGUUUGUAACCGAAGUCGUCCUGAGGGUUCGAUUGCCGAAGGUUAUUUGAUGGAAGAAUGCUUAAACUUUUGUUCUAGAUACUUUGAGGAUGUGGAGACUAAAUUUAACAAGCUUCAUAGGAAUGAGGAUAUUCGUGGUGAGAGCACAUUAGAGUUUCCUAUCUACUCUUAUCCCGGACGUCAUAUUGGGAGAAGAAAUUGCAUAGUUCUUGAUAAGAAAAUAUGUACCAAGGCACAUCAAUAUAUUUUGUUCAAUUGCGGUGAAGCUGACUCUUUCAUUGAGUAAGAUAUUUUAUAUAAAAAAUUAAUGAACUUUAUUUGUAUUGUUGUAUAUUUAUAUUUUUCAUGUGUAAAUUUUCUACAGAGAACACAAGGCCAUAGUAAAAGCUGCAAACCCUCGCCUCAACAAAAGAGAUAUUGAAAGAAUCAGCAGUGAAACUUUUGCCAAUUGGUUAUAUAAUCGUGUUGAAGGAUUACAUCUUGCUGGAAAUGAAGUUUCGAAAGAAUUGAGGGCCUUAGCUCGAGGUCCUAAUCCAUCUCGAAAGCGAUAUCGUGGAUUUAUUAUCAAUGGUUUUCGGUUCCAUGUAAAAACUACUGAGAAUAGAAGGAAGACACAAAACAAUGGUGUGGUUGUCACAGCACAAACUAGUAGUUUUGCAAGUAGAAGUGACAAUAAUCCAAUUAUUGGAGAUGUCACUUACUAUGGGGUAUUAAAUGAUAUAAUUGAACUUGAAUACUCUGAGGGGAGAAAAGUUGUAGUGUUUGAUUGUGAUUGGGUCUCAACAGGAAGCGCAGUGAAGCAAGAUGAAUAUGGUUUCACCUUGGUUAAUUUUUCUCGAGCACGGCAAAAUAGUGAACCCUUCAUCUUAGCAAGCCAGGCACAACAAAUUUUUUAUGUAGAUGACCCGAACGAGAAGGGGUGGCGUGUAGUUGUGAAGACAACUGCGAGAGAUUCGUUUGACAUGAAUCCAGUCUCGAAUUUUGAUAUAGAUACACUUCAUGCUAAUAAUGAUUUUAAUGCCCAAUUGAAUGAUGGAGAUGAACACAUUUGGGUUAGGGGAGAUGUAGAUGGAGUUAUGGUUUAGGAAUUUUUUUUAUUCCAACGAAUAUAUACUUGAACUAUAAUUAAGUGUUCCUUUAAUUUCUGCUUUCGAAUUGUUUUAAGUGCAUUUAUUUGUCUACUCUUGCAUUUUAAUCUUUUAUUUGAAUCUCGUUGAUGCUAAUUAUACACAUUACUUGAGUUCUUGGUUGGUAAGUUAUUUCUCUUAAAAAAAUAAUCUCUUUACUUAAUAAUGUUUAUAAUAACCUCAUAUAUUUUUGUUUUGUUUUACUUUACAGAUUAUGGCUCCAAAAAAUCGUCCUCCUCAUAGCAAGCGUAUAACGUGUGAAGCAUUUGAGCAUCCUGGCCAACCUUCUAACUUAAAAUCUUGUCAAAAUCGUAAGUUCAGAAUAAACUUAAUUAUAUUGCUAAAAAAUUACUUUUAUGUUUUACUGGUUAAUCAUAUUGUUUCCUGCAUUAACUUAUUUAUUCUAAGUUACAGCAGGUCAACUAGGUGUGAAUUCAAAUCAACCAAAAGCACUUGCUUUCCUCUGACCAAACUCUAAUUUUUUUUUCUCACAAUCAUAAUAUUAAAACCAACUUAAUUAAAUUCUUCUGUUUUUCUUUUAUGUUUCAUCAAUUAAUCAUAUUGCUUAUCCAAUAUAUUUUUUUUAUUUUAACACACUUCAGCUUGGUACGAGUUCAAAUAAACUCAGAAUUAAAUUAAUCAUAUUUUUGUAUUUUUAGUAGUUAAUUAUAUUCAUGUUUCACUAAUCUCUUUAUUUUAAGUUCCAGGUGAACUAGGUAGGCAUUCAACUCAGCUCAAAUCAACAACUUCGCGAUCUGACCAAGCUUCGAAUUUAAACCGUAACCUCAAAAUCGUCUUAAUUAUAAUUUUAAUUUUAAUUUUAUGUUUUACUACUUAAUCAUAUUUUUUUAUGCACUAACUUUCUCAUGUUAAGUUGCAGGGCAGCUUGAUAUGAGAUCAAAUCGAUCCAAAGCAACUACUUUACAGUCUAAUGUUCAUGUACCUACAUGUCAAAUAACUGAUGGUGUUUUUGCUAAUGCUUGUGAUCCUACUGGCAAUGACAAUAUGGUCGAUAUUGUGGAGAAUGUGGUUGAUAUUGGUAGAAACUUUUCUUUAUCGCAAUUUACUGUAUACUUUUGCUAUUUUCGUACUUCAAAUUGGUAUAUUCUUAAUUAAUGCAGUCGACAAUAAACAAAAAAGGGUGAGAGGAGCUACAUGUAUGCCUAAGGUUUGGGGACAACAACCGGAUGAACUUGUUGUUGUUUCAUUCAACGAACUUGGACAGCCAAAAGAUCAAGAUAAGACAAGCACUUUGUCUCAUUUUUUGGGUACGAUUGCUAGGAAUGGAAGAUAUUGUCCCCUUAACUAUGAAGAUUGGAGACUGAUGCCUUAUUCAUAUAAGGAAGAAAUGCUUAAGAUUGUAAAGGUAAUGAAUCAAAUUUUCAGAUAUUUUAAAUCUAGUUGAAGGUAAUGAAUUAGUUUUAAACUAGUGUAAAUAUAUAUCUUAUUGAUGUUAGUAUUUUAUAUGCGUAGGCAAGAUUUGAAUUACCACCGGGACAUGAAAGUUACAUUUUGAGGUCCAUAAACAAAAAGUGGAGAAAUUGGAAAAGUUCUGUGAAGAGUUUGAAUUUUGAUCCAGAUAUCUCUACUGAUCAACAAACAACCAAAAUACCCGAUCGAGUCAAUGAAGAUCAAUAUAAGUCUCUAGUUCAUCACUGGAUGUCUGAUAAGUCGAAGGUAUGAAUUACACAUCACUAUAAUUAAUACAUAUCACUCUUACUUUUUUUUUAUAUAUAAUUUAUGAUAUUAUUAUUAUCUUCCAUGUCUUCACUUUACUCUCAUACUUAAAACUCCUACUACUUUAGGAACGAAGCAAAAAGAAUAAAAAUAGUCGUGGUGAGCUAAAGUUGUUUCAUUGUAUGGGCAAGAAAAGUUUUGCUGUGGUGAAA
Erythranthe guttata (spotted monkey flower) is the source of this 5494-nucleotide messenger RNA. The record is from RefSeq and is a predicted model, not a curated record. Lineage: Eukaryota; Viridiplantae; Streptophyta; Magnoliopsida; Lamiales; Phrymaceae.